AUGAUCUGUUAUGGCGAAACUGAAAAGAAAGGGGGAUUGGCCAAGCCUUGCUGGGUUUUGAGGAACUUUAAGAGUCUCAUUGAUGAUUGCCAAUUAUCGGACAUUGGGUUUGACGGUUACCCUUUCACAUGGUGUAAUCAACAUGAUGGCGAGGCUAAUGUGCAGGAACGUCUGGACAGAGCUCUGGCAACCGAGACUGGCGCUCUGCUUUUCCCUCUGCGCGUGGUCAGAAAAGUUAAAAGGUUGCAAGAAAGAAUUGAUAAUUUGGGCUCGGUCUCAGCAGCAAAAUGCGAGCAAGAAUACUUGGAAGCUGAAAGUAAUGUUCAACGUCUCAAAGAGUCAUCAUCUGAUUAUAAUCCUGACCAAAUUCGAGAAAUACAGAAGCAGCUUCACACACUACGGAGGGAGGAAGAGAUAUAUUGGUAUCAAAAGUCCAGAGUGCAGUGGCUGAGGCAUGGGGACAAAAAUUCUAAAUUUUUCCAUGCUUCAACCAUUAGAAGGAGGAGAAACCAUAUUUCAAGUAUUGAAAAUCCUACUGGGCAGUGGAAUCAGUGGAUUGAAGAGGAGCAUGCAAUUCAAGCUACAUUCUUGUACCACUUUUUGUUUCAGUCUCAAUCUCCAUCUGGUAUUGAGUAG
Messenger RNA from Cornus florida, 636 nucleotides. RefSeq lists its product as uncharacterized. The record is from RefSeq and is a predicted model, not a curated record. The coding region runs from base 1 to 636 and encodes 211 amino acids. Lineage: Eukaryota; Viridiplantae; Streptophyta; Magnoliopsida; Cornales; Cornaceae. The transcript is spliced from 2 exons.